Molecule: messenger RNA, 469 nt
Organism: Triplophysa dalaica
Lineage: Eukaryota; Metazoa; Chordata; Actinopteri; Cypriniformes; Nemacheilidae
Gene: h2bk1
Exons: 2
Coding region: 24-377 (117 amino acids)
Cellular component (GO): nucleosome
Molecular function (GO): structural constituent of chromatin; DNA binding; protein heterodimerization activity
Source: RefSeq, a predicted model, not a curated record
UCACUGUUGUGUAAAACUCCAGUAUGUCCAAUGAUGGAACUAAAAAGAAGGGGAAAGUGCCCGGGGACAAAAAGACAACUAAGAGAAGAGCGAAGAGGAGGGAAACCUAUGCGGUGUAUAUCUACAAAGUUUUGAAGCAGGUUCAUCCAGACACUGGCAUCUCCAGCAGGGCAAUGAGCAUCAUGAAUUCAUUUGUGAAUGAUGUGUUCGAGCGCAUCGCUACAGAAGCUUCCAGGCUGGCACAGUAUAACAAGCGCUCCACCAUCACCAGCCGAGAGGUGCAGACCGCAGUCAGACUCCUGCUGCCUGGAGAACUCGCCAAACACGCCGUGUCCGAGGGGACCAAAGCCGUCACCAAAUACACAAGCUCGAAGUGAACUCCUUGAAUGGGUGGGGGCAUUUCAAUUUAAAACAAUAAAAACAUGUGUUAAAGGGAUAAUUACUAAUAAAUGUGCACAUAGAAAGCUGA